AUGCAAAAGAAAAAAGUUCCAGAAGUGGUGAGGAUCAAAAGAAGAGUCUCCGAUGAUCCUCUCCAGGCGUUGAUCCUUGAAAGCCAUAGGCAACUUAAACGAUCGAAAAGCUCGACAUAUUUAUUCAAGCUCACAAGAACCGAUUCCGACAGCAACAAAUCAGUUUCGGAAAACGGCUCGUUACUACAGCGGUACCCACGAGGAGUCAGCACCAAUGCUAAAUCGUCGUCUACAGCAUAUGGAAAUGACGACCAGAGAACUUUUGUUCUUCAGUCAAUGUCCACACAGGAGGAGAUCCCCGAUGUUCUUGAUCAAGACGUGCAGGGAGAAGUGCCGCCAGAAUUAGUCGAUAUGGUUUCCGAGUAUCUCCAACUGGAAGGAAAGAGUGAGAAUAAAUCGACGAUUGCCCCAAAGAGAAUAAAACGACCAGGACAUAGUAGUGCCUUGCGAAAUGAAAUUAAAAAUGAUGAUAAUGAUGAUGAAAAAGGAUUUGUUUAUGAUGUCUAUUAUAGAGAUAAGGCAAUUUAUGAUGAGAGUGAGAAGUCUGGAAUAAGUAUUGGUAUAAUCAAGUUUGCAGAUGAGGACUUGGAAUUGUUGACAGAUGAUGAAGAUGAUAACUCUGAUCUUGCACGGUUGUCAGAUGACGAAGAUUCAAAUGCCGAGGAUUUUUACCGUAAUGAUUAUCCAGAGAAUGAGGAUGAUGAUAAAGGAAUUGUAAUCGGCAAUGAAGACCAGUGGUACAGUGACGAUGAGGAUUAUUAUAAACAAUUCGACAAUGAAGAUGAUAAUGAUCUUGACCUGCUUGAAGAAAGAAUGGCAAGGCAUAAAAUCACCUAUAAUUUAGAAGAGGAUGAUGAAGCAGAUGAUGAGGAAGAAGGAGAAGAAAAAGAAGAGGAGUAUGAUGAGACAGUUAUAGAUAGGCUAAGAAAGGAGCACAAGGAGUUUGGCGAAUUGUCGAUGAAUGAAGUCGAUUAUUUGUACCACGAGUUUUAUGAGAAUGGAAACAGUUUAAUUGACGAAGAUUAA
Messenger RNA from Saccharomycopsis crataegensis, 1026 nucleotides. RefSeq names its product Iwr1 domain-containing protein. The transcript is spliced from 2 exons. Gene Ontology annotation, biological process: protein import into nucleus. Gene Ontology annotation, cellular component: cytoplasm. Lineage: Eukaryota; Fungi; Ascomycota; Saccharomycetes; Ascoideales; Saccharomycopsidaceae. The coding region runs from base 1 to 1026 and encodes 341 amino acids. The record is from RefSeq and is a predicted model, not a curated record.